GCGAGGCUUCGGGGGCGGGCCCUGGUGGGCGGGGCUCGGGGGCCCGGAAGAGCUGGCGCUGGAAUUAGGAGCGUAGGGGCCGCCUCGGCUCCUCCGGCUGCCCCGGCGGUGGGUGUCUGACGCUUGAGCGCAGACCACGCGGAGGUAUCCUGUUUUUCUGUCAAGAACUGACCGAAGCUAUCUUUGCAGACCACUGUCUGUGGAACCUUUGAAGACGGUAGAAUAGCAUUCGAUUCUGCAGGAUUUAAAGUCGCUUCUCUCCAUAUAUCUAAACAACGCUUGCUCUCCCAGAGGCGCGCCUGCAGAUCAAGCUAUGGGGGAAGAUGUUUCGGAAAGGCAAAAAGCGCCACAGCAGUAGCAGCUCCCAGAGCAGUGAGAUCAGUACCAAGAGCAAGUCUGUAGACUCCAGCCUUGGGGGGCUCUCACGGUCCAGCACGGUGGCAAGCCUCGACACCGAUUCCACCAAGAGCUCAGGACAAAGCAACAACAAUUCAGACACCUGUGCAGAAUUUCGAAUAAAGUAUGUUGGUGCCAUUGAGAAACUGAAACUCUCAGAGGGGAAAAGUCUCGAAGGGCCACUGGACCUGAUAAAUUAUAUAGAUGUUGCUCAGCAAGAUGGAAAGUUGCCCUUUGUUCCUCUGGAGGAAGAAUUUAUUAUGGGAGUUUCCAAGUACGGUAUAAAAGUGUCUACAUCAGAUCAGUAUGACGUUCUGCAUCGGCACGCUCUGUAUUUAAUCAUCCGGAUGGUGUGUUAUGACGAUGGUCUCGGGGCAGGAAAGAGCUUACUGGCUCUGAAGACCACAGAUGCAAACAACCAAGAAUACAGCCUGUGGGUUUACCAGUGCAACAGCCUGGAGCAAGCACAAGCAAUCUGCAAAGUUCUAUCCACUGCUUUCGACUCUGUAUUGACUUCUGAGAAACCUUGAAUUCUGCAGUCAAGGAGGAAGUAAGCUUCAUAUUCAGCUGUUUUCUCAAUAGUUUGUUUCCAGUCUACAGUGUUGAACUGUUACAGAAAUAUGAGUGAUCUUUUGCUCUCCAUUUUCUGAAGAAAAUGCAAGUGUAUAAAAUACCAGUCAUUUGUUUUUCUAGUAAAAUGUGUCUUAUUUAA
Molecule: messenger RNA, 1108 nt
Organism: Bubalus bubalis (water buffalo)
Lineage: Eukaryota; Metazoa; Chordata; Mammalia; Artiodactyla; Bovidae
Gene: ITGB1BP1
Product: integrin subunit beta 1 binding protein 1
Exons: 8
Coding region: 324-926 (200 amino acids)
Biological process (GO): negative regulation of substrate adhesion-dependent cell spreading; negative regulation of focal adhesion assembly
Cellular component (GO): cell periphery; cytoskeleton; lamellipodium
Molecular function (GO): integrin binding
Source: RefSeq, a predicted model, not a curated record